Labeo rohita (rohu) is the source of this 1372-nucleotide messenger RNA. Its product is annotated as zona pellucida sperm-binding protein 3-like. The record is from RefSeq and is a predicted model, not a curated record. Gene Ontology annotation, cellular component: extracellular matrix. The transcript has 8 exons. Gene Ontology annotation, biological process: egg coat formation; positive regulation of acrosome reaction; binding of sperm to zona pellucida. Gene Ontology annotation, molecular function: acrosin binding. Bases 34 to 1341 code for a protein of 435 amino acids. Lineage: Eukaryota; Metazoa; Chordata; Actinopteri; Cypriniformes; Cyprinidae.
CACCUUACUGCAGUGUGGCUGUUAGGUAUUGUGAUGGCUCUAAUAAUGGGACUUAGGCAAUGUGUACUUGGGCUUUUAAUGUUUGUUGCGUUUGAUCAUGUGUGUUGUGCCAAACUAAAGGCUCGGGCCUUUCAGCCCCGAAUGCUUGGUUCUCUGCUUAGGGAGCCGUGGAAAUCAACCCAAGUUUCUUAUGGGGUUCAAUUGCCAAGGCCUCAGUUGUCCCCACUUAGUCCAAGUCUAGCAGCUUCAAGUACUCAGUCCAAAGAAGAAUUGCUAGGCCCAGUCAGGGAGCUGACCUGGAAGUUCCCAGAAGUCCCGGCAGAGCCAGAACAGCCAGAUAUUAACUUUGAGUUGGCGCAGCCUAGACCUUCUGACAGCGUGGCAGUCCAGUGUUGGGAAAAUGGGGUGCAUGUGGAAGUGAAGCAGGACUUCUUUGGCACCGGCCAACUGCUUGAGCCCUCUCAACUGUCUCUAGGGGGUUGUGGUGUAAUGGACAUGGAUGCAGCUGCCAGAGUCCUGAUCUUUCAUUCAGCACUUCAGGAGUGUGGUAGUGAGCUUGUGGCAACUGAGGAUGAGCUUGUUUAUAUCUUUACCAUUGAUUAUAGACCAGCGGCUUUACAGAGUACUCCAAUUGUAAGGUCCAGCGGUGCUACAAUUGCUGUUGAAUGCCACUACCCCAGGAGACAGAAUGUGAGCAGCAAUGAUCUGCAGCCAGCUUGGAUCCCAUAUGUGUCCACCAAGGUUGUAGAAGAUGCCCUUGUCUUCUCCCUGAAGGUCAUGACUGAUGAAUGGAUGUUUGAAAGGCCUUCGAAUGUCUUCUUCCUGGGUGACGUCCUGAAUAUUCAGGCAUCCGUGAAGCAGUAUAACCAUGUUCCCCUUCGUAUAUUUGUGGACAACUGUGUUGCCACUGCUGGCCCUGAUGUCAGCUCUGCUCCAAUGUACUCCUUUAUUGAAAAUCAUGGUUGCCUCACAGAUGCAAAGUAUACAGGCUCUGUGUCCAGCUUUCUGCCCAGAGUGCAAGAUGAUAAACUCCAGUUUCAGUUGGAGGCCUUCAGGUUCCAGCAGGAAAGCAGUGGUGCUAUUUACAUCACCUGUCUUGUAAAAGCAACUGCCGCUUCAACAUCCCAGAUUGAUGAAGAUCAUAAGUCUUGCUCUUUUAGAGGAAAUGGAUGGGUUUCUUUGGAUGGAAACGAUCAGGUGUGUGGCUGCUGUGACACAAGCUGUGGAUUGAGGACUGAUAGUGUGUUCCCCAAAGUUCCAGGUUUCCAGUGGGAGGGAAAAGCCCAAGUCGGACCUCUCCAGGUCUGGGAGAACCAGCGUCAAGCCAAAAAUGUGAUUUGAUUCCUUGUAAAUAAAACUAAGUACUCCCAAA